AUGGCCACAACAUCCCUCCGCGGCCUAUUGCUGCUCGCCGUGGCUGCGGCCGCAGGCUCCCUCGAAGCCGCCCAGGAGCCGCACGACCCUGGCUGCUUACAUAUGCCCAUUAUUCACAUGAGCAAAGCCGAGCAGUACCAAAAACGAGCCGUCAAGGUUCCCUUUGACCAAAGGUUUGAUGUUGGCUACUACACAAAGCUCGCCUUUGGCACCCCUGGUCAGGAGGCCUUGGUGCACCUAGAUACCGGUUCCUUUGAGCUUUGGAUAGAUCCGACAUGUAACAACCUUGAUGGUGCUUCGGAGCAGGAGUUUUGCAGGGCAGGUGGCACUUACGACCCCGCGCAAUCGACGACGGUGCAGAAGCUGGGCACGACGAAUACGCUAAGGUAUGGAAUCGGCUCGGCCAACAUCUCAUACGUCAAGGAUACGGUCGGGAUCCCAGGGACGAACAUGUCUAUCAAGAACGCACAGUUCGGCGUGGCGACGUCGAGCGAAACACAAAACGCUGGAAUCCUGGGCAUCGGGCACGGAGUCGGCCAGACGAUUGGGUACCGCAACUUUAUAGACGAGCUCAAGGCGCAGAACGUCACAAAGACUCGGGCCUUUACGGUGGCGCUCGGUGGCAAGGACGAGAAGCAGGGCACCGUGGUGUUUGGUGGCGUCGACACGUCAAAGUUCGCCGGCGGACUGGCUAAGCUGCCCAUCAUCCCGGCCGCCAAGAGUCCAGACGGCGUGCGCCGCUACUGGAUUCAAAUGUCGUCAGUCUCGUUGAACCCGCCGUCUGGGCGCAAUAAGACCUAUUCAAACUCCAGUAUGCCCGUGUUCCUCGACACGGGCUCCACGCUGACCUUGCUCCCCGAGGCGCUGGUCAAGUCGGUCGCGUCCGACUUUGGGUCGAAGCAGCAGGACUCGAGCGGCUACUGGCCCGUCGACUGCUCGCUCGUCAGCAUCAACGGCACCAUGGAUUUCGCCUUUGACGGCGUCACCAUCAAGGUUCCCUACAAGGAGCUGAUCCGCCAAUUCGGCAACAGCUGCGUCCUGGGCCUGAGCAGCCACAGCAGCUUCACCCUGCUCGGGGACACCUUUAUGCGCAGCGGGUAUUUUGUCUUUGAUCAGGACGCGGACGCGAUCUGGAUGACUCAGUACACAAACUGCGGCAGCACCCCGGCCGCCCUCGUAUCGUCCUCGUCGCUGGAGACGCUGCAGGGCGCCUGUCAGCCCAAGCAGGGGAGCGUGGCGGCCGUCACGGCCGGCGCCGCUGCGCCUUCGACGACUGGAACGCCGAAAUCUACUAGCGGGGUAGGUGCAAAUGGUUCAUCGAACCCUGCUAGUCCGAGUACGUCGGCAAAGGACAGCAAUUUGAAGAAUGCUGGUGGUAGAGCCAUAGAGGUACCGACUAUUUCAUCAGCAGUCGUCACCUCGGUUCUUGCGAUCUUUGCGGUGUUACAUCUUGCAUUGUAG
Pyricularia grisea is the source of this 1461-nucleotide messenger RNA. RefSeq lists its product as uncharacterized. The transcript has a single exon. NCBI's taxonomy places the organism in Eukaryota, Fungi, Ascomycota, Sordariomycetes, Magnaporthales, Pyriculariaceae. Gene Ontology annotation, molecular function: aspartic-type endopeptidase activity. Bases 1 to 1461 code for a protein of 486 amino acids. The record is from RefSeq and is a predicted model, not a curated record. Gene Ontology annotation, biological process: proteolysis.